AUGAUCAAAAUAAUAAAAAUAUUUCAUAUUCAAAAUUCAGCAUUAAAUAUUAUUUGUUCUGCAAUAUCAGUUUUUCUAACAACUUAUAAACAAGUAUCUAUUAUUUUUGCAUGGCAACUUGAUCAAAUCUUACUUAAUGAAAAUAAUGAUGAUUUAGCAUUUAAACAAAAUGAAGAACUUAUAUGUGGAACAUUAUCACGUAUUCUUCAAAUAAUUAAAAAAUCAUCACCAUAUUUUCAUCCAUUUGUAUAUGUUCUUACAGAUCAUGCUCAGUUUAAUGAUGAUUCUAAUUUUAAUAUAAUUCCAUCACCAUUUAUUGGUCUUGAACGAAGUUUAACAACUGAAUAUGAACGAAAUCGAUUGAAACUUAUUGAUCUUCAAACAUCAUUAAAUAAUAAUAAUCAAUCAAUAUUUAUUUAUACUUUAAUAGAAUAUAUGAUUAAUUCAAGAUAA
Messenger RNA from Adineta steineri, 453 nucleotides. The record is from the annotation of a GenBank genome assembly. Lineage: Eukaryota; Metazoa; Rotifera; Eurotatoria; Adinetida; Adinetidae.